AUGUUCUUCUUCCUCCUCAACCUCGCUCUCCUUGACCUGGGCUCCAUCUCCACUACUGUCCCCAAAGCCAUGGCCAAUUCCCUGUGGGGCACCACGGACAUCUCUUACAUAGGAUGUGCUGCACAGAUCUUUCUGCUUUUUUUCCUCCUUGGAGCAGAACUUUCUCUCCUCACCAUCAUGUCCUAUAACCGCUACAUGGCCAUCUGCAAGCCCCUUCACUACGGGACCCUCCUGGGCAGCAGAGCUUGUGUCCACAUGGCAGCAGCUGCCUGGGCCAGUGGGUUCCUCACUGCCCUGCUGCACAAAGCCAAUACAUUUUCCUUGCCCCUCUGCCAGGGCAAUGCCCUGGACCAGUUCUUCUGUGAAGUCCCCCAGAUCCUCAAGCUCUCCUGCUCACACUCCUACCUCAGGGAACUUGGGCUUCUGGUUGUUAGUGGCUGUUUAUCAUUUGGUUGUUUUGUUUUCAUUGCGUUGUCCUACGUGGAGAUCUUCAGGGCGGUGCUGAGGAUGCCCUCGGAGCAGGGACGGCACAAAGCCUUUUCCACCUGCCUCCCUCACCUGGCCGUGGUCUCCCUCUUUGUCAGCACUGGCAUCUUUGCCCACCUUAAGCCCCUCUCAAUCUCCUCCCCGUUGCUGGACCUGGUGGUGUCAGUUCUGUACUCGGUGGUGCCUCCAGCAGUGAACCCCCUCAUCUACAGCCUGAGGAACCAGGAGCUCAAGGAUGGCCUGAGAAAAAUGAUCACUGGAUGCUUUCCAUAA
Messenger RNA from Merops nubicus (carmine bee-eater), 759 nucleotides. RefSeq names its product olfactory receptor 14J1-like. Gene Ontology annotation, cellular component: membrane. The transcript has a single exon. Gene Ontology annotation, biological process: G protein-coupled receptor signaling pathway. NCBI's taxonomy places the organism in Eukaryota, Metazoa, Chordata, Aves, Coraciiformes, Meropidae. The coding region runs from base 1 to 759 and encodes 252 amino acids. Gene Ontology annotation, molecular function: G protein-coupled receptor activity; olfactory receptor activity. The record is from RefSeq and is a predicted model, not a curated record.